UUUUAUCGAUGACAUUACGUCUUACGUCUGAUCAGUCAAAGAUUUUCGUGAUCUAAAUUUUAUAGUUCUUCUUGGCUUGUGCAAAUCCAAUUUUAACAAAAAUGAGAAUCCCAUUUGGCAAAAAGCAUGCUGAAAUCGCCACUUCCUUCGUCUCAUCGGCGGCAGGAUUUGGUGGCGCAGCGGGGCUUGCUUUACUCUACCUGACAGAUUGGAAAUUGGUGCUGCAAUACAUGCCAAUCUACAACACGAAAUUUGACAAAUCCGAAUAAAUUGUUUGAUGCGAUUGGGAGAACAUUUACAUUUUUCGCUCUAUCCUUAUGUUGUUCAUAAAUCUAAAGUAACUUACAUUAUACACUUAAUGUGUUCGAAAAUAAAGUAGUGUGGAAGUUUUAGUGAAGUACAGCACA
Molecule: messenger RNA, 407 nt
Organism: Bactrocera neohumeralis
Lineage: Eukaryota; Metazoa; Arthropoda; Insecta; Diptera; Tephritidae
Gene: UQCR-6.4
Exons: 2
Coding region: 102-269 (55 amino acids)
Biological process (GO): mitochondrial electron transport, ubiquinol to cytochrome c
Cellular component (GO): mitochondrial inner membrane
Source: RefSeq, a predicted model, not a curated record